AUGAAUAAUGAAGCGUUUUGCAGAGAAGCUGAUAAAUGUUACGCCCGUGCACUUCAGAUCCAGCAGAGUUGCGUCAGAAGACAUUCUCAGACGUCACAAAAUACUUUGGAAGCCACAAGAAAUGUGCCAACUGAACAAGACAUUUGUGCGUCGCUACUGUUGAUGUACUACGAGCUCCUCAAGCCAACCGCCAUUGGGAGCUGGAUGACACACAUGAGAGGGACUGUUGCCCUCCUGAUGCUGAGCGGACCGGAGAAGUGUCAACAAGGCUCAUACCACCUCAUGUUCAGGUCCCUGAGGCUCUUGAUGGCUCACGUCUCUAUCCGGUCUGGACUUCCAUCAUGCUUUGCUUCUUCUGAAUGGCGCAUCGUACCGUUCUCACAAUGCCAGAAGACGGGAGUAGACACUCUGUUAGACGUCAUUUACAACUUAUCGUCGAUGCUGAAGCCAUCUAACAUAGAGCAGCCGACGGAAUGGACCGCCCGCAUUCAAAUGCUCAUCGAUGCUGUUUUCCAGAGUGAAAAGCUGUGGGAUGAGAUGUCAGCGAAGCAAACUCUUGGGCAUCGCCCUCCCCUCAGCUUGGGCGAAGCCGGAGAACUUGAUGACAGGCUCUGGCUUGGAGGGGGUGACUUUUGUUCCACAACCUCGUCCACAGUGUACCAUGCCGUUUGGAUUAUGAUCUAUCAUCUCAUGCUUACCGGGGUAGAAUGCAAUCAACUUAUGAGAAAUGAGUCCAUGGCGAGAUGCUCGUCUAUCCUAGACUUUGCACAUGGUCUGUUCACUCGCAGUCUGCAGGAUCGGCUGAAUGCUGGCUCAUGUAUUCAGCUUGUUUUCCCAAUUGAGGUUGUUAGCUGCUACAGCCCAUGCGAGCAUCAAAGGGAGCAGGCCAGGACUUUUCUUGAUCGACUGGGAUGGGUACAGUUGAGUUCUGAGCUACUAGAAUAA
This is a messenger RNA of Ilyonectria robusta, 945 nucleotides long. RefSeq lists its product as uncharacterized. Bases 1 to 945 code for a protein of 314 amino acids. The transcript is spliced from 2 exons. NCBI's taxonomy places the organism in Eukaryota, Fungi, Ascomycota, Sordariomycetes, Hypocreales, Nectriaceae. The record is from RefSeq and is a predicted model, not a curated record.